AUGGAGGAGAAUUCUGAAAUUCAUAUGGAAACAGAUGUUUCUUUAAAAACUGAAGCUCAAGAAGUGAUGGAAACUCAUGGCGACAUACGAACAGUCAUAAUUGUGCAGAAUACAUCUGAGGAAGAACUGUUUGGACCUUUAGACACUAAUACUAUAGGCUCUAAACCUGCAACUGAAAUGAAUAGCAGUGAUAAUGGUUCAGAAGAUGCACAGACUAAAAUGGUACCUCAACUGCUAACUACUACCAAGGAUGUAAAGAAUGAUGAAGAACAAUCCCUGCACAGACAUGCUAAGGAGCAUAAAACAUACAAUAACAAGCAUAAGGCAUCUAGGAUUGAACAGCUACAGUCGUCAUUAAAGACUGAUGAUUUGCAAUCAACACUGAAUGAUAAGUCAUCAACUGAUAAGCGAAAUAUAAAUAGCAAUGAGAAGUCUUCAACAAAGAAUAGCCAAAUACAGAUCCCUCAGGAAACCUCCAAGACAAUACCUGAACCUGAUGAUUCAAAGAAGGAUUGCGAUGAUGAUAAUCACUCCUUAAAUACUGAAGAGUUACAGGUUAUGAAGACAUCUUCAUUAAAAACAAUUGACUCAAAUAACACAGAUAAAGAAAAACCUGUUUUAAAGAUUGAUCAAUCACCCAAAACUUACAUAUCCAGACAUAAUACUCAAAGUAAGUGUGAUCAGAAACAGAAUAUUACAUGCACCGUCUCCAGCAGUAUUACUGAUGAAGCUGUGUCCGAUGAUUUGAUAAAUCCUGCUUUGAACGAUAAAAGCAUUGAUGGAUCUUUGGCUACUCCAGUACAGAUUACAUCACAGAAUUCACCUGAGGCAGCUUUAAGUGAACCUGAUGAUAAAACUAUUAACUCUAACACCGAUCAUGAAGAAGACUGCGUAAAACAAAAUGAUGCAUCAAUUGAAUCAAGUGAAAAUGACAAUGAUUCACAAAUGGGAAGUAACUCAGAUGACAAAGAUCAAAAUAAAAAUAUUAGCAGAGAGCUAAAGUCUCUAAUAAAAUCGGCCAAAGAAUCCAAAAUAAUCAGUGAAUGCAAUCAAGUUACAAGCAAAACAAGAAAAUCGAGAUCCACUCUGGAUGCUAGCUUGAAUACAUCAGUAGAAUCUUGUAAAAUUCAAGAUACACGAAGAAGCAGUAUUAAUUCACAGAAAAGCAAUUGCAGUGAAAAAUCAGAGAAGGCUCCAAAAAGGUCGAUGAGGUCUCAGAAUCCUGAAUUUGUGAAUAAGGUGAAACAAUUUCUUAAUUCUGUCACCGGAAAGUGUCAUAAGAAUGAUUCGGAUGAAGAAAUCGAUGCCACAAAGGAGACACAUUAUGAAACAGUAUACUCAUCAUCUAAAAAGAAAAAACAGUCUGAAAAUAUGGAAGUAGAUCCAACGACAAACACCAACAAACUACGCACUGAUCCUUACUGUUGGAGGUGCCAUUGGGCCGUUGAACCAGUUGAAAAUGAAAAGGGUCAUCCACCGAUGCAAUGCACCGUGUGCCCGCGAGCUAUACACUACAAAUGUCUCAACAGCAAUGAAAGGAAUAAGAUAACCGCUGAGAAGAGUUGGGUCUGUCCUGAAUGUAUGGUUGUGCUUCACGCUGAGAGCUCAGAAACCAGAUCACCAGCUAUGAAAAAAGUGUCACUGGGACAACUCUGUGAGCUGCUCCAUUAUGCUUUGGAAAGACUGAAAAAUUUGAAUGGGGUGGAACCAUUUCUUCAGCCCGUAGAUCGUACCGUAUUCCCAGAUUACGACAACUACAUAGUACAUCCUAUGGAUUUGUCGCUGAUGAAGGAUAAUAUAACCGAAGGUCUCUACGGCAGCACGGAAGCGUUCCUAGCUGACACGCAAUGGAUAUUACACAAUAGUAUUAUAUUCAAUACAAUGCAAUCGAAGCUCACUGGUGGUGCAAGGGCCCUAGUUCGCUCAUGCAAAGCCGAGAUGGGUGAGAUUGAAGCCUGUCCUGAGUGCUAUGCAGCGGCACAUGCAAGGAAACCAACCUGGUUCACCGAUGUCUGCUCCACACCACAUGUCCUGCUGUGGGCUAAACUUAAAGGGUUCCCCUACUGGCCAGCCAAAGGUAUGACGGUCAGCAAUACCGGCAUGGUCGAUGUAAGGUUCUUCGGAGCCCACGAUCGUGCUUGGGUUCCAGCUAGAGACUGCUUCCUGUUCUGUGAAAAAGAUCCCAAUAAUUUCAGAUCAAAACGUCAGGAUAUAUUGGAUAGUAUGCAGGAAGCAGAGCAACAUAUACGCAAUAUAUCUCGAAAGUACGGCCAGUAUGUUUAUCCACCGUUCAAGACGCCGUUUGAUCCAACAAAAUUAACUGAACAGUUAAAGAUGAUGAUACCAACAUUUGACGGUGAGAUCGGUGUACCUGUUAGUAAACAGACGAAUUCCCCGACAGUCCCUAAAGGGAAAAGCAGGUCGAACUCUAAAAGCUCCAAGAGUUCUUGCAAUGAUGGUGAUGUGAGUGAGUGUGAAGAUGUCCAGGAAUCCAGAAAAAUGUCUGAUGGUGCUGAGAUCGCUCGCGAUGAAGAGUUUACACCUGACAAAAAUAAAACGUCCGAAAUAAAUGAUAGUGAAAAGGAAACGACACGCAAGCGUCGACGUUCAGAGCUCGAAGAAGCAGUCAUAACAAUCAUGGACAAUUCAAGUGACAAACGGAGGAAAAUUGACAACGAUAAAUUUGUUGUGAAGAAGGAAAUAGCUAAAGAAAAUGAAACCAACAAAGAUAAUGAAGUUAAUACAGAAGAAAACAAAGAAGCAAACGAGAAAACUCAAGAAGUAACGGCUGCUAGCGAUAAAGUAGUCACUAGAAGUAGUAUGGAGGUAGAUGUUACUCCAAACUCAACACCAGUCAAGACAACUCCUAAAGUGAAACCGAUAAGAAUAACUCUAUCCAGAGAUAACGAUAAAGCUAUAGCGAUACCAAAGAUCGUGAGAACGGACAAAGAAACGGAGACAGACAAACCGAACGACAAAAAUAAAUCACAGAAAAGGAGGAACUCUAAACACAAACAAAACAACAGCCAGAACGGCAAGACGGAUAAGGAAAAGAAAGCUGAAAAAGAUAACGUAGUCAAGAUUAUUAUAAAAGAUAAAAACAAAGAUACAUCUAAGACCAAAGUGUCGGACGAUAAAUGUGAGAAAUCAAACAAAACGGGGCCAGAUGUUAAUAAAUCUAAGGAGCAAAGCGAUGACGAUGCCACACUAGCCGUCAUAGCUCGCGAAGUAACAAAUGCGAACGUUUCCGGACUACCCACUAUAAGUAGUGUUCGUAGUUUAUCAACUACCGCACAAAACUUGGACACUACCACAGUAACUACGACAUCUUCGCGAACUACUGAAGUCACUAUCACGGUGAGUGCCAAUUCAAGCAUAUUUACACCCACCAGUACAGACAAUGUUCGCAAUAUGAAGGAGGCGGUGAAUAAAUUACAGAAAUUGAGAAGCGAUGAAUCACCCCUGGUGGGAAGAGUGGGGGUACGAGCGUUCGCCCGGAUGACGUCACCGGAACCACGGACCAGCAAAUUGGAAAGCAUGCUGGUCGAAGUUAAAUCGGAACCGACCGACUUAGAAGAUACGGAGAGGCAGGUCGAGAAGGUGGAUAUGAUGAAGCAGUUCCACCUACGACCGGUGAACCAACCCAACGCUAACUUGAGGGAAGUACGUAUGAACAAAGUCGUGGUAGCGCCACUAACAAGAAAGCCCGUGGCAAAACAACCGGAUGCGAAGAUUAAGGCGAAGAAAACAUUCCCACAGCCGAGGAAGGUAGAUGACGGUAGAUCGGAACUGAAUAGUAAAAACUCCAUGGUAUACAUUCCCAUACAACCGCCGAGUACGCAAGCACCCGUACGACCUACAAGACCGAUCACUAUAAUUAAUGGUACAGCGAACACGCAGACUGUUAGACCUCAAGGAACCACCACAAGUACAGCUACCAACAUAGUGAAUACAAUGAGUACCCCGCUUGUACAGAUGCCAUUAAAUCCAUGCGUGCAAUCAACCACUGUCGCUACUACCAAUACAACUUGUUUAACCACUGUUACCCAAGCUCAAACAUCUGGCUCGAAUACUGGGUCAACUAAUUUCGUGUCCAAUGGAAGCCAAUCUUCCAAUAUUAUGCCAACCACUACCGCUAGUCCGGUGUCUACGACCGCCCAAAUGCCAACAGUUGGCCAAUUGAAUGCCAUCGGUCAAGUGCCAACGAAUGUUCACACGGUGCCAUUGAUAACAUCCGUCAAUGGCCAGUGGACGUUCAGCUUACAACCUAUCAUGUCUGUUGGUGGUCUAGACGAGACAUCACCUUUAAUAAACGGUCUCCCAGACCGCAGCCCGUCCUUAGCGCCGCUACCUUCGUUGCCUGGUGUACAGACGAUACAAAUGCCGUUAAACACAAUAUGUAACAACCCUGAAACUCCGGGCGAGCCACCUCGCCUACAACAGAAGCCCCUCAUGAACCCUUUGGACCCGAGUACUCCUAUCGGUGCUGUACCAACUCCAUCCACCGCUGGACCUCUCACAGCUAAACUAAACCAGAACGCUGUUAAGCUAACAGAUUUCUUCCGAACACUUUUGGAGGACACAUUGGAUAAAGUUGAUGAGCCAGCCGCUCAGGCUACGUUACUAAAGAUGCAGAUAGAACAUUUGCAGUGGAGACACAUGCAGGAGAUUAGAGAAUUAAAACACAACCACGAACUGACAGUUUUAGAAAUGCGAGCUUCAUAUGAGAAGGAUAAGGCUCGUGCUGUGAGUGAGGCGCGGAGAACAGCUCAGGUUGAGCUGGAAGCAGCUGUUAAAGCUACUAAGGCUAAACAGUGGUGUGCUAAUUGCAGUCAGGAGGCCCAGUUCUACUGUUGUUGGAAUACUUCAUACUGUGACUAUCCUUGUCAGAAAGCUCACUGGAACACUCAUUUCUCACAAUGCACACAACAGAGGAAUGCAGCUACUAACGGAGAUAAUUCUAACGCGAUAGAAAAAAGACUGCAGUCAGCUCCUGAUAGUCUCCCAAAGAGUACACAAGCGCCGACACUCACGGUCGGCAAUAAGUUGACAACAACGCGUGUGUUUUCACAAGACAGCACAGCUCAGAAAACUUCUAUCAUAGUGAGUAUGAUGGAGGAUCAGAGUGGUAAUCAGACGAUGAAGUGUGUGGGGACAUACAAGGCGCCCGGGAGCUCACAGAUGUCACCGCUAGUUGUUAAUAAACAAAUCAUGAAUACAGAUGAAGGUUCAAAGAAGGUGGUGACGUCUGGCGGUUACCUCAUAGUGGGAGGAACCACACCGCUAGUUACACCACCGAGACGCACACACACCAUACAGUACUACACGUGA
Molecule: messenger RNA, 5331 nt
Organism: Danaus chrysippus (African queen)
Lineage: Eukaryota; Metazoa; Arthropoda; Insecta; Lepidoptera; Nymphalidae
Source: the annotation of a GenBank genome assembly